GUAAAAGUGUAAAAAGUUUGGUUAUGUUUAACCGGGAAGCUGCGUGCUUGUUUUGAUUUUGUUUUUAAUACUUAAGUUAUUUUUAUAAUAUUAUAACACUUUUUAAAUACCUACAUACAAUGGCAGGGCCCACCAAAAAACCUCGAAAACCUACGGAACCCCAAUCCGAUGAUAAAUCUAUGAGCGACGAGAGCGAAUCUGGCACUUACCAGGGCCAACAGGAAGUUCAAGCAACAUUCGAAGGAAGGAAUCCAGAAGGUCAAGACUUUCACGGAAUAAAGCAGUUAUUGUUACAACUGUUUUUAAAGGCUCAUAUUGACUUGUCUCAAAUGUCUGAUAUGUUGAUAUCUCAAACAGGAAUUGGAUCUGUAUUAAAACAGAGUUAUGAUGAUGAUGAAGAUGAAGAUGAUAACAUGGAUUUAUCAGAAGAUUCAAAUGUUUUUGGUAUUACUAGUGUAAUAAACCUUACUUCACAUAGAGAAACACCUUGUGUUCAGCAGUUUUUUACACUUUUAGAGGAUUUAACAAAGCAACAUGCCAAUAAAGGUGUUCAAGAUAAUAUUACUAAAGUAUUGCAAAGCAAAAAACUAGGAUUUUUGAUAAAUGAACGGUUUGUUAAUAUACCAGCAAAAAUUUCUGCAGCGAUGUUAAAUUCUCUGCUUGAUGAAAUGGAAAGAAUUAAGAAAAAGAACAGUUCAUAUGAUUUUGAUUAUCUAAUUAUAAUAUGUAAAACUUGUAAAUCUAAAGGAGGGAAUGAUGAUGAAGAAAUAUAUUCUAAUGAUGAAGAAGAACUAUUCACUAAAGCAGCGGAUGCAACAUUUGAUUUUUGUGUAGAAAAAGAAACAGAUGUAGGUUUAGGAGGCAAGUGGUUAUCAGAAGAUAAGCAAAUGAUCCCUUAUAGAAGAGUUGUUAUAUUUAAGGGCAGUAAGUUUAAAGAUCUUGUAAGUCAAAUUAGUAUAUUGGUUCAAUAAAAAAUAUGAUAAAACUAAAA
This is a messenger RNA of Sitophilus oryzae (rice weevil), 991 nucleotides long. RefSeq names its product protein BCCIP homolog. Gene Ontology annotation, cellular component: nucleus. The coding region runs from base 120 to 971 and encodes 283 amino acids. The record is from RefSeq and is a predicted model, not a curated record. Lineage: Eukaryota; Metazoa; Arthropoda; Insecta; Coleoptera; Curculionidae. The transcript is spliced from 5 exons.